Molecule: messenger RNA, 1233 nt
Organism: Seminavis robusta
Lineage: Eukaryota; Bacillariophyta; Bacillariophyceae; Naviculales; Naviculaceae
Source: the annotation of a GenBank genome assembly
CCUCACCCUUGCCGACCUCAUUCACACCCACGCUGCUACUAGUAGCUAGACUAGUGGAUACGAUAGCCUCAGAAGACACCUGCUCGUCACAAGCCAACUUUACCAUGUCGUCCACCGAAGAGCCCAAUCGCAAGAAGCCAAAGCUGUCGCCUGACUUUGUCGAAGACGGCUCGAGCCAAGCGGAAGAACGGCACCCGAAGGAAGGAUUCCGCCGAGACCAUCCACACGCCUCCAGCUGAAAAUUCCAACAAGGCAUCCAGUACUGAUCCAUCCGUCCGGACAAGUACAAGAGCGCCCUCCUGGAUUGCAAGGAUGCCCUUGCACAAAUGGAACAAGCUGGCGACCAUCAACGGGCGGAGCAAUGCCGCAAGGAAAUGGCAGCGGAGAUGACCGAGCAUGUGAUUUCUCCAGCUCAAUUCUUUCGCUAUAAUCUCCCCGAACGCUUUGAGCGAGAAAGCGACUAUAAUGAGCUGAACCAGCAGUUGGAAGAAAUGGAUCACGCAGUCAAGAAAACACACGAGGAACGAAACGCCAGACGCAAGGAGGCCUUCUCGGUGCUUCUGAACCAAAAGGAGCUUUGGAUUGAAGACAUCUUUUCCUUCUUGGGAAUGGGACACUAUGCUUUUGUGGCUCCUGUCAGCAAACGCAUCAGUCGGACCUUCUACUCUGCGGCGUUCCACAAUCUGGCAUGUGCAGAAAUUUGGAAGAGAGACAACGCAGAAGACAAAACCCCACUGUCACCUGAGGUUUGUAGAGCCGUUGCCGGGGCUGGAAGUAUCGCUGUUCUUCAAUGGGCUCUUGCGAAUGGAUUCUCAUUGGGGGGCGACUCGAAUCGCUGGAUCUGUACUGCUGCUGCCCAACACGGGCAUUUGCAUGUUCUAAAAUGGUUGCAUGAAGAAAAGGGAUGCCCUUUGAAUGAAUAUGUAUGGAAAUUUGCUGCUCGAGGUGGACAGCUUGCAGUAUUGAAAUGGCUGCAUUCGAAGAAGCAAGAGGAUCAGCGAUGGAUCGAUAUUUGGUGCGCUGAUGAGGCCCAGGCAGGGGGUCACGAUAAAGUGAUUCGGUGGUUACGUGACAUCAAGGAUGCCCCAUAGUAACUGGAUGGUUGUCGAUUUGGGGUUAACCUGGCCCAUGUGCCAGUGCCGGUGUCGGGUUCACGAGGUUUCUAGAAUAUACCAACACAGAAGUCAUCAAUUGAGUAGUAAAAGACUAAAACAUCCACCCGUAGAAACCCAG